AUGAUGCAAAGAUUAUGGCUGUGCAAAAUCCAGUGGGAUGAAUCCUUACCUGCAGACUUAGAUACAAGUUGGAAACGAUUUCGAGAGCAGCUUCAGCAGGUGAAUUAUGUGAAAAUUACUCGUCACGUUUUGUGUGAUAACCCAGUCAGGGUGGAAAUCCAUGGGUUUGCUGAUGCAUCAUUAGAGGCUUAUGGUGCAUGUGUGUAUGUGCGAAGUGAAGAUGCUAAUGGAAAGGUGUAUGUGAGAGUGAUGUGUUCUAAAACCAAAGUAGCACCCCUUAAAACAAUUACAGUGCCCAGAUUAGAAUUGUGUGCGGCCUUACUGUUAGCUAAUUUGGUACAGAAGGUUAAAACUUCAUUAACCGUGAAAAUUGAUGAAAUUGUGCUUUGGUCUGAUUCGUCUGUGUGUUUAACAUGGAUCCAUACACCCCCAAAUAUAUUGCAAACUUUUGUGGGUAAUCGUGUAUCCCAAAUUCAAGGUUUGACCCAAACCAAUCAGUGGAACCAUAUCAGUACCAAAGAUAAUCCUGCGGAUCUCCUAUCUAGGGGACUUAGCCCCGAGCUAAUUGAACCUUGUGAACUGUGGUGGUGCGGUCCGAAGUGGUUGGGCCUUAGCAAAUGCCUAUGGCCUAAAUCAGUUUUUAAACAUGUUAUAAAGGUGCCUGAACUCAGAAAACAAGCACAAGUAUUCAAAGUAGAAAUUAUUGAAUGGUUUCCUUUUCAUAGAUUUUCAAGUUUUUCCAAGAUGAUCAGUGUGCGCUUGGUGUUUGCGCUUUAUAAAUAA
This is a messenger RNA of Acanthoscelides obtectus, 783 nucleotides long. NCBI's taxonomy places the organism in Eukaryota, Metazoa, Arthropoda, Insecta, Coleoptera, Chrysomelidae. The record is from the annotation of a GenBank genome assembly.